This is a messenger RNA of Adineta steineri, 2814 nucleotides long. Lineage: Eukaryota; Metazoa; Rotifera; Eurotatoria; Adinetida; Adinetidae. The record is from the annotation of a GenBank genome assembly.
AUGGCAGUCGUUAUAUCACAACCCAGACGAGUUAACACCACUGGUCCAGUGUUGGCUGCCGUUUGUUGUUUAGGACUUUUACUGUUCCUCAUUGCAGCUACAAUUGUACUUUCACUUAUUCCCGUCUAUCUUUCACGUCGUAACGGAAAUCGAGCUCAACCUUAUGUGGGUCCUGUUAGGCAAGUGCAAUACAAACUUCCUGGUACUAAUUAUCCUAAUGGACCUCUGACACAAGCACAACUCGCUUAUAUAAUUGCACAGUAUCAAACAAGUAUCAAUAACCAUGGAUCAACAGGUAAAUCAACUAUCAGCUCACCAGGUGCUUCAGUGAGCACUACAACAAGCAAGAUUACAUAUCCCAUAGGAACUCCAGUUCAUCAACGAUCUAUAAUCCUUACUAUAAUUGAUGCCAUCGUUACCGUACCUCUUAGUGAUUACACUGUUCUGACAACUUCAACAUCAACAACAACAGCAAUAACAGCAACAACAACACCAACAAGUAGUGCAGCCGUCGUAGGCUAUGCUCCUACCAGCACGGGCUGUUCAGGCAGUCCAGUUAUCGUUCCUGCAACUGCUCUAUAUCCUGAUGAAGCAACUUGGCUUCAAAGCCGCGCGCCUAUUGCCGAAACAUCGUUAAGAGCUUGGCUCACUAAAAUCGGGUUGAGUGCGAGUGAUUACAAUGCAAGUACAGUAGUUCCUCGUGUUGGUUUGACGACAUCUGGUGGUGGUUAUCGUGCACUGCUCAUUGGUGCUGGCGUCAUUCAAGCUAUGGAUGGACGUGAAACAUUAGGAUCACCACUUGCUGGUCUUCUUCAAGGGAUUACAUAUCAAACGGGUACAUCAGGUGGUGCAUGGUUGCUUACUUCAUUUGCUGCAAACAAUUAUCCAACUAUUUCUUCAUUACGAGAUUCAUUAUGGAUUCAAAGAUUUAAAUACUUUCUUAUUCUUCCAAAUCCUGACAAACUUGAUUACCAAGCAGUUGCCAUUGCUCAAAUUCUUGCCAAGAAAAAUGCUGGCUUUAAAGUAACAGUAGCAGAUGUAUGGAGUCGAGAUUUGGCUUUUCAACUUCUUCAAGCACCAAAUGGAGGAGCUAAUGUAACUUUUGAUUCAAUUACAUCAACAGACGCAUUUAAAGCGUUCAGUUUACCUUUUCCAAUGGUUACAGCAAUUCUGUAUAGAACUGGAACGUGUGUGCCUCCACUCAAUUCAUCUAUAAUUGAGUUCACUCCUUAUGCUAUGGGUAGCUGGGAUACCGGUAUAAAAGCAUUUACACCUAUCAAAUAUGUGGGUACUAGUUAUAUGAAUGGUCAAUUACCAUCGAAUGGACAAUGCGUAUUAGGUUAUGACAAUGCUGGUUUUGUUUUGGGAACAUCUUCGUUUCUUUUCAAUGAAGUUGAAUGUCGUAUAUUACCUAAUGGAACAUUAGCGUUCGAUAAUGAUUCAGGCAACCAAACAAAUGGUAUAAUUACUGCAAUUAAUGCUGUCCUCCAAGGUAUACUUAAUAAACAAGAAGGACUUACAACUGACGAUGUUCUUUCUGCGAACUAUCCAAAUCCAUUUCAAGGAAGUGCACAAACACCUGGUGUCAGUUCACUCCAAAACUUAAAUAUGGUUGAUGGAGGUGAAACAAGUCAAAAUGUACCUUUUUGGCCAUUAAUUCAAACUGUUCGAGGUGUCGACGUCAUUAUUGCUAAUGAUAAUUCAGCCGAUACAUCAGGAAAUUUUCCAAAUGGAACUCAAAUAUUCACAACUUAUCAACAGGCACAACUCGUCAAUAUUCCAUUUCCAGUUAUCCCAAAUGCAGAUACAUUUGUUAGUCAAGGACUUAACGUUAAUCCUACAUUCUUCGGAUGCAAUCAAACAGGUGUUCCUCUCGUUAUCUAUCUUCCCAAUACAAACAUUACUUUUCAAAGUGGUCUUGCAACAUUCACACCCACAUAUUCGGAAGAUACCACACGUGGCAUGAUUCUCAAUGGUUUCAAUGUAGCAACACGAAGUAAUAAUACUGCAUGGUCACGAUGUCUUGCAUGUGCAAUUGCUCGACGUAAAGGAGGUUUAUAUACUGCAACUACUAGUGCUGAAUGUGCAGAAAAAAAGAAAUUACAAUUCUAUCGUGUAUCAAAACCAAAUUUACUUGAUGGUUGCCGUUAUAUUUAUAUCGAUAUGGGAACAAAUAUUGGUGUACAAAUUCGAAAACUUUAUGAACCACAUUUAUAUAAAAAUGCACCUGUACUUCAUCUUUUUAAAGAAUUAUUUGCAAAUUCUUCAACUGAAGUAUGUUCUAUUGGUUUUGAAGCAAAUCCAUUACAUGAUAAUUAUUUGAAAGAAUUUGAAAGUUAUUGUUUAAAACGUGGAUGGCGUGUAAAAAUUUUUACAUCAACAGCAGUUAGUAUUACAAAUGGACAGGUUACUUUUUAUACAGAACCUGGAAAUGAAGUUAAUAAUCAAUGGGGUGCAAGUUUAGAAGCUGGUCGAAAGAAAACUAAGAUAGUCGUACCAAGUAUUGAUAUUAUUUCUUGGAUUAGAGAUACGGUCUUAGAUCGAAAAUUACCUUCAGGAAAUUUGACAUCAAAGAUAAUGAUGAAAAGUGAUAUUGAAGGACAUGAUUCAACUGUUCUUGCUAAUUUAAUAUUGAGCGGUGUAUAUUGUUCGAUUGAUCUUAUCUAUGGUGAACAUUUAACCAAUGAAUUCGUUAAUGGAGUUGCAUUAUUUCAAAAAUAUUCACAAUCAUGUAAAACGAAGCUAAUUCGAAUGGAUGAUGAAUCUUUCUAUCAAACUAGAUUACCAUUCACUUAUCCUCAGUCGACAACGUGA